Cordyceps fumosorosea ARSEF 2679 is the source of this 816-nucleotide messenger RNA. RefSeq lists its product as hypothetical. The transcript has a single exon. The record is from RefSeq and is a predicted model, not a curated record. Bases 1 to 816 code for a protein of 271 amino acids. NCBI's taxonomy places the organism in Eukaryota, Fungi, Ascomycota, Sordariomycetes, Hypocreales, Cordycipitaceae.
AUGCCUGGCCCCAAACCCAAGCUCGAGGUCGCGACGCCCGUCACCAGCAACUUCCCGUCCGAAAUUGCCUCCGCCACCUCUGUCAGCACGGCCACUCCUCUCUCCAGCCUCAGUUUACCCGCUAUUCGGUGUUGCAAAGCCGAACCCGACUUUAUUAAGACGCCCAUCACCCCUCCGCUGGCUUACACGGAUUUCCUAUCGAGGGCGAUGGCCUUUAAUUCGCAUCCCGUGGCCCCUGCCGAAACGACAGCACGGGAAUCCUCGCCUGCCACUGACACGAAUGACAAGCCUGACGAUAGCAGCGUCAGCAGUACCGUCAGUACGGCGAGCGCCAGUGCCAAGGAUGAACAGUCGCCAUCGACGUCGCCGACCACGUCUGCUUCGAGCACUAGCAAACCAUCGUCGCCCGCAUCGGCUACCACUCUUUCUGCUUCGGAAAAGGCCUCGGCCGUGGAGAGGGCGUUGGCCUCUGCUUCUGCCUCGCUGGUACCGCCAAGCCCCUUCACCAAGGCGCCCAUGUCAGCGCCACUGAUUGGGCCGACGUCGUUUCCCAGCUUCAAGAUUCCGCCCAGUCCGGCCCUGUCCAACCUCGACUCGCCCCUGAGCGCUGCAGCUUCCAUGUUCUCGCCCUAUAGCGGCCGCUCAUCACGCUCCGUUUUUGAUUGGGACGCCGCCCUCAAGGCGCGCUGUGCUGACCAGAAGAAGCCCAAGUCGGCGCGCACCGUUCGUCACAUUCGCGAGGUGGUGACGAGGACAGUCACCUACACCCCACGCAUGGAGCCAGCCCCCCGCGGCAAGAGACGCAAGGUGGAAUAA